CCCGCUCUCGUACAACUAAGCCAUCUAUCCUUCCACCCGUUGCAUCGCAUCGCAAACACAGCGUUGAUUCAUUGCAUUGCCUUGUGUCUUCAAUUCUCUUGAGUCCUGCCAGCAAAAACAACCCCUCGCACCCCGCAAAUCAGCAACGAAGCGCCCCUUUUGAUCUUCCGAGCUCUUGCUGGACAGCAGACUGCAAUCAUGUGUGGAAUCUUCGGUUACAUCAAUUACCUUGUUGAGAAGGACAGGAAGACCAUCAUCGAGACACUCGUAAAUGGACUCUCCCGAUUGGAGUACAGAGGAUAUGACAGUGCUGGCUUAGCUGUCGACGGAGACAAGAAGAAUGAGGUCUUCGCAUACAAGGAGGUUGGAAAAGUUGUCAAGUUGAAGCAACUCAUCGAGGAGCAGAAGCCAGAUAUGACCAAGAUCUUCGACUCGCAUGCUGGUAUUGCACACACCAGAUGGGCAACCCACGGCCCUCCCUCUAGACUCAACUGCCAUCCUCACAGAUCCGACCCAACUUGGGAAUUUUCUGUCGUUCACAACGGUAUUAUUACCAACUACAAGGAGCUCAAGACUCUGUUGACGUCGAAGGGCUUCAAAUUCGAGACUGAGACUGAUACCGAGUGUAUUGCCAAGCUGGCGAAAUACCUCUAUGAUCAACACCCAACAAUCGGAUUUACGGAUUUGGCAAAGGCUGUCAUCAAGGAGUUGCAGGGAGCUUUCGGUCUUUUGAUGAAGUCCGUCCACUACCCACACGAAGUCAUCGCGGCCAGAAAGGGUUCCCCAUUGGUCAUUGGUGUACGCACAGAGAAGCGGAUGAAGGUUGACUUCGUUGACGUCGAGUAUACCGAAGAUGGACCCCUUCCAGCCGAGCAGGCAUCCCAAAAUGUUGCACUGAAGAAGUCAAAUGUCGGCAACUUCCUUGCAGCUGGCAACCUUCUUGCGCCCCCUGACAAGUCUCUUCUGCACAGAUCGCAAUCGAGAGCAUUCAUGACUGAUGAUGGAGCGCCAAUGCCUACCGAAUUCUUCCUUUCUUCCGAUCCUUCAGCUAUCGUAGAGCACACCAAGAAGGUCAUGUACCUUGAGGAUGACGACAUUGCACACAUCCACGAGGGUUCUCUCAACAUCCACAGACUGACCAAGGCCGAUGGAUCCUCCAAUGUCAGAACUAUUCAGACUCUCGAGCUGGAACUCCAAGAGAUCAUGAAGGGCAAAUUCGACCAUUUCAUGCAGAAGGAGAUUUUCGAGCAACCUGAGUCAGUUGUCAACACCAUGAGAGGUCGUAUUGACGUGGAAAACAAAGUGGUCACCCUGGGUGGGUUGAGAUCAUAUAUUGCCACCAUCCGCCGAUGCAGAAGAAUCAUCUUCAUUGCUUGCGGAACCAGUUAUCACUCCUGCAUGGCUGUCCGAGGUGCAUUUGAGGAGCUCACUGAGAUCCCAAUCGCAGUUGAAUUGGCUUCGGAUUUCCUUGACAGACAAGCGCCAGUUUUCCGUGAUGAUACAUGCGUCUUUGUAUCUCAGUCUGGUGAGACUGCCGACUCCCUGAUGGCUCUCCGCUACUGCUUGGAGCGUGGUGCUCUGACUGUCGGUAUCGUGAACGUUGUCGGUUCCUCUAUCUCCCUCCUCACCCACUGUGGUGUUCACGUUAAUGCUGGUCCCGAAAUUGGUGUGGCUUCUACCAAGGCCUACACAUCUCAAUUCAUUGCUAUGAUCAUGUUCGCACUAUCGUUGAGCGAAGACCGAGCAUCCAAGCAGAAGAGACGUGAGGACAUCAUGGAGGGUCUUGGAAAGAUCUCGGAGCAAAUCAAGGACAUUCUGAAGCUCGACCAGCCGAUCAAGGAGCUCUGUGCAAGAACAUUCAAGAACCAGAAGAGUCUUUUGCUCUUGGGCAGAGGUAGCCAAUUCUCAACAGCUUUGGAAGGUGCUUUGAAGAUCAAGGAAAUUUCCUACCUCCAUUGUGAGGCUGUUAUGUCUGGAGAGCUCAAGCACGGUGUCUUGGCUUUGGUUGAUGAGAACUUGCCCAUUAUCAUGAUUCUCACCCGUGAUGACAUCUUUGCUAAGUCUCUCAAUGCUUACCAACAAGUCAUUGCGCGCAGUGGAAAGCCCAUUGUCAUCUGCAAUCCUAAUGACGAGGAGUUCAAGGCCGGUCAAGCCGAGAAGAUCGAGAUUCCAAAGACCGUCGACUGUCUGCAAGGUCUUCUGAAUGUUAUUCCACUCCAACUGAUGGCCUACUGGCUCGCUGUUGCCGAAGGAUUGAACGUCGAUUUCCCCCGAAACUUGGCCAAGUCCGUUACCGUGGAGUAGAGGGACAGAUAACCAGGGCAAGAAAAUUUUGUGUCAUUGUAGUACUUGCUUUUAGCGCUUGGGGAAUGGAAUUGGG
Cadophora gregata is the source of this 2380-nucleotide messenger RNA. It is a transcript of the gene GFA1, whose product is annotated as glutamine--fructose-6-phosphate transaminase (isomerizing). The record is from RefSeq and is a predicted model, not a curated record. Gene Ontology annotation, biological process: UDP-N-acetylglucosamine metabolic process; fructose 6-phosphate metabolic process; protein N-linked glycosylation. Gene Ontology annotation, molecular function: carbohydrate derivative binding; L-glutamine:D-fructose-6-phosphate transaminase (isomerizing) activity. The coding region runs from base 199 to 2304 and encodes 701 amino acids. Lineage: Eukaryota; Fungi; Ascomycota; Leotiomycetes; Helotiales; Ploettnerulaceae. The transcript is spliced from 5 exons.